AAAAAAGUAGAAAUGCUGUUCAAAAAGAAAUUUCUUAGUAUUUUUUUACUCUUUUUAUUGUCAAUUAUUUUAACAGCAAACGCCGAUGACGAUCAACCAAGCGUAAUUGUUGUUGGAGCUGGUGUAUCAGGAAUUGCCGCUGCAUCGAAACUUAUGGAAAAUGGCUUUAAAAAUGUCAAAAUUCUCGAAGCUGAAGACAGAAUUGGAGGUCGAAUUCACACUGCAAAAAUGGGUGAUAAAUUAGUUGAAUUGGGCGCACAAUGGAUUCAUGGGGUAGAAGGGAAUGUUGCUUAUGAAUUGGCCUCACCACAUGGAGUAGUGGACAAGGGAGACGAAGGAGUAGACAAAAUGCAUGAAAGAGUUAUAGAUUCUGCGGGCAAUGCAGUAAAUCAAAAAGAUGUCGAUGAUGUUAAUGAAUUUUCUCAGAAAGCAGAGAACGAUUUAGUGGAAUAUGCCGAGAAGAACAAAAAUAAACCCUUAGGAGAAUAUUUUCAAAAUGAAAUUGACAAAUACAUUGAAGAGCAUCCAAAAUGGAAGGAAAAUAAAAAAGGAUUUACACAUUUACAUGACAUGAUUAUGGUGUCAAUAUAUUCUGCUGACUCAUGGAAUGAUGUUUCAACAGUAACUGUCAAAGAUUUUCAUAUCUGUCCUGGACCAUUUUUUGUUAACUGGAAAACAAAUGGAUAUAAAACUAUUCUUGAUAUACUAAUGAAACGAUUCCCGAAACCAGAAGAAGAAUUACCAGUUAUGAGUAACACAGUGUUAAAUGCUGAAGUCUCCUCAAUUGAUUAUUCGGAUCCUAAUGGAAAAGUUACAGUAAAAACUACAAAUGGAGACACACACACUGCAGAUCAUGUCAUCGUCACAUGUUCCGUGGGUGUUUUAAAAGACGUACAUAAAUCCCUCUUCAAACCCGUUUUACCAGAAGAUAAACAAAAAGCCAUUGAGGGGACAGGUUUUGGAAAUGCAGCAAAGAUUUAUCUUUCUUAUGAUGUACCAUGGUGGCAUGAAGAUAUGAAUAAUGGAUUUGGUCUUUUUUGGUUGGAUAAAGAUUUAGAAAUGCUCGAAAAAGAUGACGAAAAAAAAUGGCUUCAGGGAUUAGUUGGAGUUUAUGCAGUUGAACAUAAACCAAAUUUACUUGAUGCAUGGGUAGCGGGAAAAUAUUCUCGCGAUAUGGAAAAACUCACUGAUGAACAAGUCAAGAAUCAUGUUGUUGAAGUUUUGCAAAAAUUUUUUGGAAAGACACACAAUAUGACUGAACCCACUGAAAUGAUGAGAACUAAAUGGGAUAGCAAUAAACACUUUAAGGGAAUUGUCAGCUACAGGAGUGUAAAGAGCGAUCCAGAAGUUGUCAAUCCUACAAAAUUGUCAGAACCAGUUGGUGAGGGAAAACCAGUCAUUUUAUUCGCCGGUGAGGCCACGAGUCCUCAUCACUAUAGUGCAGUACAUGGUGCAAUUGAAAGUGGUUGGCGAGAAGCAGAGCGAAUUAUGGCACAACAUCCAAAUGUAAAAAGUUAAAAAAUUUACAAAUAUCUCAAUGAUUUGUUUUUGAAAAAUUAUUUUCACAAAAAAUUAAGUCAAAAUAAAUUAAAAUUGUAAUACUAUAAAUAUCAAUUUCAAUAUCA
This is a messenger RNA of Leptopilina boulardi, 1625 nucleotides long. Its product is annotated as spermine oxidase-like. The record is from RefSeq and is a predicted model, not a curated record. The transcript is spliced from 8 exons. Gene Ontology annotation, molecular function: polyamine oxidase activity. Lineage: Eukaryota; Metazoa; Arthropoda; Insecta; Hymenoptera; Figitidae. The coding region runs from base 13 to 1518 and encodes 501 amino acids.